AGAACUAUGGCGUACUUUGUAAUUAGACAAACAUUAACAAAAGAUCAUUGCGACUUGUCAUACAUUAACUCAAAUAAAGUGAAAUGUCAGCCUGACAUUAUUCGCAAUCAAUUAAUUGAUAUUUAAGAUACGAUUAUUAUUGAUAUUUCUCUUAAUGAAUAAUUAUAAUUUGUAACUUAAUGUAGUAUUUAAAUUGUAUAUUUAAUAAUUUUUAAUAAUUUUAUAAGACUAUUUAUAAAUAAGACAUCAUGUAUAAUAAUGGAUCACCACCACCUUAUGAAUCACCUCCAUAUGUACCGCCUGGUUAUUCACAAACAAUGGGUGGUGUUCCACCUGCUAGCCCUUUCACAUCUGCAGAAACUUACACAACUGGACCAACUAUAGUAACAACAAUUGUUCCACUGGGGCCAGGAUCAACACAUACAAUUUGUUCACAUUGCCAUGCAGAAAUAGAUACUACAACAAAGACAGAACCUGGCAUGAUUGCCUAUAUAUCUGGGGUUGUAAUUGCAUUAAUGGGAUGUUGGUUAGGAUGCUGUUUAAUUCCAUGCUGUAUUGAUGAAUGUAUGGAUAUUCAUCACAGGUGCCCUAACUGUAAAGCUUAUCUGGGACGUUAUAGGAGAUAAGAUAACACAAUACUAGUAUCUAUUGCAUUUCACUUUGAAGUCAUUUGAAAAUUGCAUCAUAUAUAUACAUAUAUAACGAAUAAGUUUUAGUUUUUAUCUUCAACAAAUAUUUGCAAUGUUUGGAACAUAAACAAUCAGCUUCAAAUAUUUUUCACAUGAAAGUUUGAUAUACAGUGUGUUUGGUAACUGGUGGUACAAGCGGAAAGAGGGUGAUUCUACGCGAAAAAAGAAGUCAAAAAUAUAGAAUAAAAAUUUUUCGUUUGAGGCUUUGUUUUCGAGGAAAUCGACUUUGAAUUUUCGCUCGGUACGCGUGCACUUUAUCACGUCUCGUUAUAACGGAUCUCACUGUAGAUCGUUGUCUCGAUGGAUAUUAUCGCAGUUUAAGUUUGUUUUUGCCGUAACGGAAAAUUAGGAAUACAUAAUGAAAUAAUAUGAACUAAUCAUAAAGUUUAUUAUUACAAAAAUUGCUGAAAAUGUUGCCCAUUCUGCCGAACACAUACUUCUGCUCUUCUAAUUAAAUUUCUAUGAACACUUUCUAACGUA
Messenger RNA from Bombus huntii, 1169 nucleotides. Its product is annotated as cell death-inducing p53-target protein 1. Gene Ontology annotation, molecular function: zinc ion binding. The transcript has 4 exons. The coding region runs from base 249 to 626 and encodes 125 amino acids. NCBI's taxonomy places the organism in Eukaryota, Metazoa, Arthropoda, Insecta, Hymenoptera, Apidae. The record is from RefSeq and is a predicted model, not a curated record.